AUGUAUCUCAAAGUAUUCACUCAAAACUCCAAAGAAAUAACUACCCUCAAUCGCCAGCUGGUACUUCCUGGUAGACACGUCAUCAAUUAUCACCCGUCUUCAGAAGCCAACAUGAAUAUUAGUACUUGUACCAAACCACUAAAGAAUUCUCCAAAAUGCCUCUUAACAAAAACACAGGCACGGGUCAAGUCCUCCUCUUCCUAUGUGGUUGACGUGUUCGUCUUUAUGCAGACAUUAUCUCUGGGUCCACAGCAGGACUCGAACCUGAAAACUCUGCAUCAGAAUACACAGUACUUUAUCCACGACGCCAGAUUCCUGAUAAGUAUGGGCGCCUAUCCGAAACUAGACGUCUGUUCCUCUUACUGGGAUGAAUCACUAAUGUUGCUGUUCGCAAUGCGACAAAUUGUGCAGGAAUCAUCUGAGUACGUACCUUUAGAGCUGAAUUUUGGCCAUAAUCCUCACCUCGAAGGACAAGGUCGACCUCCAGCCUCACCUCGGAGGACAAGGACGACCUCCAGUCUCACCUCGGAGUACAAGGUCGAAUUCCAGCCUCACCUUGGAGGACAAGGUCGACCUCCAGUCUCACCUCGGAGGACAGAGUCGACCUCCAGCCUCACGUCGAAGGACAAGGCUGACCUCCAGUCACACCUCGGAGGACAAGGUCGACCUCCAGCCUCACCUCGGAAAACAAGGUCGACCUCCAGCCUCACCUCGGAGGACAAGGUCGACCUCCAGCCUCAUCUCGGAGGACAAAUUCGACCUCCAGGGUCAUCUCGGAGGACAAGGUCGACCUCCAGGGUCACCUCGGAGGACAAGGUCGACCUCCAGGAUCACCUCGGAAGAAAAGGUCGACCUCCAGGGUCACCUCGGAGGACAAGGUCAACCUCCAGGGUCACCUGGGAGGACAAGGUCGCCCUCCAGGGUCACCUCGGAGGACAAGGUCGACCUCCAGGGUCACCUCGGAGGACAAGGUCGACCUCCAGGGUCACCUCGGAGGACAAGGUCGACCUCCAGGGCCACCUAGGAGGUCAAGGUCGACCUCCAGGGCCACCUCGGAGGUCAAGGUCGACCUCCAGGGUCACCUCGGAGGUCAAGGUCGACCUCCAGGGCCACCUCGGAGGUCAAGGUCGACCUCCAAGGCCACCUCAGAGGACAAGGUCGACCUCCAGGGCCACCUCGGAGGACAAGGUCGACCUCCAGGGCCACCUCGGAGGUCAAGGUCGACCUCCAGGGCCACCUCGAAGGACAAGGUCGACCUCCAGGGCCACCUCAGAGGACAGGGUCGACCUCCAGGGCCACCUCGGAGGACAAGGUGACCUCCAGGGCCACCUCAGAGGACAAGGUCGACCUCCAGGGCCACCUCAGAGGACAAGGUCGACCUCCAGGGCCACCUCGGAGGUCAAGUUUGCACUUGGCUGGUCGGGAGUGUGCCGAGGAGGACGAGAGAGAACACGAGAUGGUGUGUGGCAGAAGAGCUGGUUCCACAGUGUUGGUGUGGGCCUGGGUGUCGUGGCUCACCUCUGUCGUCAUGCUCCUGGGGCAGAUAAGGUCAGAGGUCACGGCCACUGGAGUUCAGCUUUCGGGAGACUUGAUGCUGGGUGGGCUCUUCCCUGUCCACGAAAAGGGUGACAAGACGCCAUGUUCCUCAGCUGUAUAUGAUAGAGGUCUCCAGAGGCUGGAGGCCAUGUUAUACGCCGUCGAUCUCAUCAACAAUGACUCGAACAUCCUCCCCAACAUCACUCUGGGUGUUCACAUACUAGACACAUGUUCCAA
This is a messenger RNA of Cherax quadricarinatus, 1773 nucleotides long. The record is from RefSeq and is a predicted model, not a curated record. Lineage: Eukaryota; Metazoa; Arthropoda; Malacostraca; Decapoda; Parastacidae.